This is a messenger RNA of Brenthis ino (lesser marbled fritillary), 381 nucleotides long. Lineage: Eukaryota; Metazoa; Arthropoda; Insecta; Lepidoptera; Nymphalidae. The record is from the annotation of a GenBank genome assembly.
AUGAAGAGCUCGAUUUUAUGUUUAUGUGCGCUAGUGGUUUUGGCUUCAUGUGCAGCACAACAGUAUCAACAGUUUGUCAAUAAAUAUGACAAUUUCAAUACAGAUUCCAUCAUACAAAAUGAGAGAAUUCUACUCGCUUACUACAAGUGUGUCAUGGAAAAAGGACCUUGCACAAAGGACGGCAAGAACUUUAAACGUGUUUUACCAGAAACCAUAACAACGGCUUGUGGAAGAUGCUCUCCGAAACAGAAGGGAGUAGUUCGCAAACUGCUUCUCGGUAUAAGAUCAAAAAGCGAAUAUCGCUUCUUAGAACUUUUAGACAAGUAUGAUCCAACACAGGCAAAUAGAGAAGCACUCUACACCUUCUUAGCUACUGGUGUU